Molecule: messenger RNA, 2788 nt
Organism: Limulus polyphemus (Atlantic horseshoe crab)
Lineage: Eukaryota; Metazoa; Arthropoda; Merostomata; Xiphosura; Limulidae
Product: zinc finger protein 501-like
Exons: 2
Coding region: 135-1826 (563 amino acids)
Biological process (GO): regulation of transcription by RNA polymerase II
Cellular component (GO): nucleus
Molecular function (GO): DNA-binding transcription factor activity, RNA polymerase II-specific; RNA polymerase II cis-regulatory region sequence-specific DNA binding
Source: RefSeq, a predicted model, not a curated record
CAUCUUUUUUUGUGUUGUAGAACACAUUUGUCAGAUUAAAAACUGAACAAAGUGUUGAUUCAACAAACGAUGACAUCAUUUCCAAGUACAGUGAGAGUGAUGAUGAAACUGUUGAUUGUUUAGAAAAUGAUGUUAUGAGUUUGAAAAGUGAACCAAAAGAGGAGUUUCAACAGAUUAAAUCUGGGUUAGAAGGUUUAUCAGAUCCAAAGUCAUAUUUGAACAACACUUGUGGAAAGCAGUUAACUGGACAUUAUAUUAUAAAACAAAAAUCUCUCUUUCCCAAGUCAAAGAAUUACAAAUCUCUAAAUCCAAAUAGUGUUAAUGGACUUGAUAAAACUCCAUUGAGGGUAAGUAACAAAAGAAAACAUAAAAUUUCCUAUAAUGAAGCUAAAUCAUGCAGUAAUAUUAUGUGUGAAAAAGAAAUGAAAAUAAAUCAUCAUCCAAAAUUUAAUGCAAAACCACACACUGGGAAGAAACAACACAGGUGUGUAUUGUGUGGCAAGCAAUUUCUAACAAAUUGUUACCUAAAAAUACAUUUAAGGAUACACACUGGAGAAAAACCAUUCAAAUGCAUAGUGUGUAGAAAACAAUUUGUGACACAGAGUAAUUUAAAAAUACAUGUGAGAAUACACACUGGGGAGAAGCCAUACAGUUGUGUAGUGUGUGGCAAAGAAUUUAGAACAAAUACUCGUCUACAAGCACAUGUGAGAAUACACACUGGAGAGAAACCAUACAAUUGUGAGUUGUGUAAAAAGGGAUUUCGAAUCAACAGUCAUUUAAAAAUACAUGAAAGAGUACAUAGUGGUGAGAAACCAUACAGUUGUUUAGCUUGUGAUAAAAAAUUUAGGAGUAAAAGUCAACUGAAUGGGCAUGAGAAAGUGCAUACUUCAGAGAAAGCAUACAGUUGUGUAGUGUGUGGAAGAUUAUUUGCAAUGAAUUCCUAUCUACAAAAACAUGUGAGGAUGCACAAUAGAGACAAACCAUACAGUUGUACAGUGUGUAAUAAAGGAUACCAAAGUAAAAGUGGGUUAAAAAGGCAUGAGAGGGUACAUACUGGGGAGAAACCGUACCCUUGUGUAGUAUGUGAUAAAACAUUUAGGAGUAAAAGUAAUCUUAAUAGCCAUGAGAAGUUACACACUAGAGAAAAAAAUUACAGUUGUUUAGAAUGUGGUAAAACAUUUGAGAGUAAUAAUGAAGUUAAACGACAUGAAAGGAUACACACUGGAGAAAAACCUUACAGUUGUGUAGUGUGUGGCAAAGAAUAUGGAAGAAGCAGUCAUCUUAAAACUCAUCACAGGACACAUACUGGGGAGAAACCAUAUAGUUGUUUAGUUUGUGGAAAAAGAUUUGGAAGAAAUAGUUAUCUUAUUAUUCAUCAAAGGAUACAUAGUGGGGAGAAACCGUAUUCUUGUGUAAUAUGUGAUAAAAACUUUAGGAGUAAAGGUCAACUUAACAGACAUGAGAAGGUGCACACUGGAGAAAAACCAUACAGUUGUUUAGUGUGUGAAAAAAAAUUUGUAACAAAUACAUAUCUGCAAGAACAUGUGAGGAUACACACUGGAGAGAGACCAUAUAGUUGUGUAGUGUGUGGCAAAGGAUUUCGAAUCAAUUAUCAAUUAAAAAGACAUGAGAAAGUGCAUACUGAGAAGAAACGAUACACUUGUUUAGUUUGCGAUCAAACAUUUGGAAGUAAAAUUCAACUUAAUACACAUGGGAAAAUACAUAAUGGAAAGAAACCAUACAAUUGUUUAGUGUGUGGGGAAGAAUGUGUAACAAAUAUCUUGCUUCAAGAACAUGUGAGGAUACACACUGUACAGAAACCAUAAAGAUGUAUAGCAUGUAAUAAAGGAUUUCAAAUCAACAGUCAUUUAAAAAAAAGACAAGAGUGACUAUAUACUGGCAAAAAACACAUUUGUGUUGGAUAUGGUAAAGGAUUCAGAUGAAAUUUUCAUUUUAAAAAUACACACCAGGAAGAGACCACAUAGUUUUGUAGUGUGUGGUAAAGGAUUAGGAAUAAGUAGUGAGCUGUAAAACAUGAGAAUACAUUCACUAGGGAGUAACCAUGCAAUUGUUUGGUGUGCGAAAAGUAAUUUAUUACCUCAAAAAGGUACACAUUUGGAAUAAAACUUCAAAUAUCUGGGUUAGAUCUGAUCAAAUUAACUGAUUACCAAUAACCAGCAAUCACUCUAAUUAGUUUCACAUAAAAUGUUGGUUGAUCAAAAUUAGUAUUUCCAAUUAUUACUGUUUUUAAUUGUUCAAACUAUCCAAAUAAUUGAAAUGAACCAAUUAUAUUUAGUACAAUAUUUCAUUUUCUCUACAGAGAUUUUGGUGAUUAGAAUUUUGAUUUUUCGAUUUAGCUUGAAUUUCUUUGAGUAUUUUAUUGCAUACUUAGCUUUGAAUUUUGAUUCAUUGUUAGUUCAGUAAUCACCAUUAGUUAUUUUUUUGUAACUCUAUGCUAUCAGUGGAUGAGGGUUUUUCUCGUUUUAUGCCUCAAUUUUUUAAUAAGUUCUUUUAUAUGUCCUAUUUAUCCAUAGUUAAACAAGAUUUUACUUUGUUUAUUUUUCAUAGUUUUCUAUUGUAUAUAAAAGUUAAUUUUGUGAAUUAUGUAUUAGAUGAUCUCAUGUGUAUAGUGUUAUCAUGUAUAACUUUUACAUUAUAUACUUAAUAGAUUUAUUUGAUGCAGUUUAAUUGUAUUGUCAUGUGUUAUGUGUCAUAGUUGAAGCUGUUUGUUGCCUGUAUUGUAUAUAUUAUUACUGAUAAUAAAAGUAACAGUAGAUUACGAGGAUGA